GCUCGCGCGGCUGUGAGUUUGUCAGUUUCCUAAAUAUAGCGGAGAGCUUCUGUCUCUGUUUGUCUGCGGGAGUCGCUUUGAUAAAAAGCAGUAUUUACAGAAGGAUACAGAGGGUAUCUGUCCUCCAGAGCUUCAAAAGGAGUUUAUCCUCCUGCCUUGGCACAUACUGACACAUUCAGUAAGCCAUGCCAAACUGAUACUGGAGUAACCCAGCUGCCAGUGGAACUAUGUGUUGAGGACUGCCUGUUGAAGUCUUAACUACCUGGAGCCCUCUGAUAUUCUUCUUUGGCUGUUGGAGGAAUUAGUUUUGACAAUGGGGAGGAGGAAGAUCCAGAUCGCCCGGAUCGUGGAUGAAAGGAACAGACAGGUGACUUUCAUGAAGAGGAAGUUUGGUCUGAUGAAGAAGGCCUAUGAGCUGAGCGUUCUGUGUGACUGCGAAAUCGCCCUCAUUAUCUUCAACAGCUCCAACAAGCUGUUCCAGUACGCCAGCACCGACAUGGACAAGGUCCUGCUGAAAUACACCGAGUACAACGAGCCCCACGAGAGCAGAACCAACUGCGACAUUGUAGAGGCCCUGAACAAGAAGGAGCACAGAGGCGGCGACAGCCCUGACACUGACGCCACUUACGUCCUCACGCCCCAUACUGAGGAGAAGUACAAAAAGAUUAAUGAAGAGUUUGACAACAUGAUGAAGUGUCAUAAAAUUACCACCAACCUUCCACAGCAGAACUUCCUGCAUGGCAGCAUGGUCUACAGCCCUGGUGCAGGAGGAGGAGGAGGAGGAGGAGGGGGAGGAGGAGCGACCUCCCAGGCUCUCGCUGCAGCCACAGCAGCUCUGGCUGACAGCGGGAUCCUCUCCUCACCUCACACACACCUCCACAGAAACAUUAACCCCUCACAGAGACCUCCCAGCACUGGAAACACAGGUGAUAUGGCUCUGCAAAAUGGAUCUGGGUCUGUAAACGGUUUUGUGGGCUCCCCUGGUGGAGGCAGCUUGGGGAAGAUCCUACCACCCAAAUCUCCUCCUCUUCCACACAAUAGCCGCAAAACGGACCUCCGAGUGGUCGUCCCUCAGUCCAAAGGAAUGAUGCACACACUCGGUACCCAGAGGCUGAGUGACAGUCUGUCCACCCCGGUGGUCUCCAUCUCCACACCCAGUCUGUCCCACCAGAGUCUGGUCUACUCCAGCAUCGGCUCUCCGUACAACAACGAUUACUCCCUGAACAGUCCCGAGCUGUCGGGCUACUCCCCCACUGCAGGACUCUCUUUGGGCUCCUUGACGGCGUGGCAGCAGCACCAGCUGAGCUCACUGGGGUCUGGGAGCUCCAGUCUCUCCAUCAACACCAACCACGACAUCAACAUCAAAGCUGAACCGACCUCCCCGCCCCGCAACCACCUCAGUCAAUCAGGGUACAUGACCCAGGCUCACGGCCCUCCUCAUCCUCACGCCUCCAGCAGAGCAGAGAUGGGGAGGUCUCCCGCGGACAGCAUCAGCUCCUCCUGCAGCUCCCACGAGGGCGGAGGCAGCGACCGGGAGGAGCAGCAGAGGCGGGACUUCCUCCCUGUGAGCCGCUCAGAGGGCAUGGAGGGUCCAGCGACGGUCAAACGAAUGCGAAUGGACAGCUGGGUGACAUAAAGCCUGCAGUCACAUGAUGUCACAACAGCAGGGCGAACACAGGAAGGACACUGUUAUGCAAAUGUAUUUUAUUGAUGUGUUCUGUUGUGUUAUUAAGUUUUCAUUUAUUUUGUGGUCAGAUUUUCAAAAGUCAGUCUGCGUUUUCUGGAUCCGUCCAAAUUCUCUCAUCAACUUUCAGAGAAUCUUAAAAGGAAAACUUCACCAACCAAAUGGUCAUAUGUACAUCAAAUCCUCACUCCGUGUUACUUUGGAUUCUUGAAGAACAAUGUGUUUUCCUCGCAUGCUUCAACAUCGAAUCAAGAAUAUAAGAAGAAUAACCAACAUCUAAUUCUUUUUUACAUUUUAUGCAUUAACAAUCACAGGCUUGUAAUGCUUGGCAAGAUGUUAGUAAAUAGUCAUUUCAAGAAUCAGAAUCAGUACAUUUGAUUUAUCCCGGGGGAAAAUUGACAAUAUUAGAAUUAUAUAAAAUAAAAUAGAAUAAAAUAUUUACUUUAACGUAAGAAGUUAAGGUAAGAAUGUGCAAUAAAAAAAUACAAUAAAUAAAAAUACAUAUGUUUAUUUAAAUUGGAGAAGUAAAAUGUCUAAUAAAAUUGAAUUAAAGAAAAUAAAAAUAUUUGUAUAGACAUAAAAUGUUCACAUUGUACAAUAUUGACACAAUUGUAUUAGUAUUCAUAAUUUAUCAAUGCGGAACAACACACAGGUUUAGCUGCUAUUAGUGUCCUACAGUCUAUUGGUUGAAAGUGUAUAUGGAGAGUAAGGAGAAUACAGUGUGUGAAAUUGUUUGAAAUGUUUGAUAGCGCGGCUCCUAUUUGCAUCAAUUGAUGAUGACAUUUUCCAAUUUUUGGAUGGAGAAAGGCAUACGAGAAAAACAAAUUCACUUCAAGAAAUCACGCUAACACGGGGUAAAUCCUUGAUUUAGAAAUUAUAAUUUGGGGGUUAAUUAUUCCCUUAAAACAUAUCAUGGCAUCCUCUAAAAAUAUAAAUAAUUGAAGCAUCACAGACUGAUUAUGUGGGUCCAAUUGCAGAACAAUCUGUCUAUUUGUUAUCCAGCGGUAUGCAAUACUGUACACAAAAAAAAUCCAAAAAGGUGAGAUUUAUUGUUGAUUUUGGUGGUAAAGCAGUGAAAUGCUUCCGGAUGCCUCCCACUGGGUUUCACCAGAUUCAUUUCUGAUCUUCUCAGGGUUUGAAACAUUGAACGAGUCCAACAUGAAAGCAAUACCACCUCCUAUUUUUUACAAAUAAUACUUAUUUAUAUCAGCCAAAGCAGUAUGCUGUUUUUAUGUUUGUGUGAGUUUUUAUAUUGUGCACAGAAUAAGAUAAUACUUCAGUCAGAUUUCAAACUGAAAGCCAUGGACACUUGUUCUGUACGGACUUCCAAAAAAGGUUGUAAUUGUUUUGUAUAUACUAUCUUUAAUAUAUAUCACUUUUGGUGUAACUCUG
Trematomus bernacchii (emerald rockcod) is the source of this 3076-nucleotide messenger RNA. RefSeq names its product myocyte-specific enhancer factor 2A-like. Gene Ontology annotation, molecular function: protein dimerization activity; RNA polymerase II cis-regulatory region sequence-specific DNA binding; DNA-binding transcription factor activity, RNA polymerase II-specific. Gene Ontology annotation, biological process: cell differentiation; positive regulation of transcription by RNA polymerase II; heart development. The record is from RefSeq and is a predicted model, not a curated record. The transcript has 11 exons. The coding region runs from base 314 to 1636 and encodes 440 amino acids. NCBI's taxonomy places the organism in Eukaryota, Metazoa, Chordata, Actinopteri, Perciformes, Nototheniidae.